GAACCACUUGAACAAGAAGAGACAAGAAACUGCACUUCUAAUGCACAAUAUACAAUUGCAUGAAUUAUCCUUGAAUUGAACAAAGUGUGUAACUAGAGGGAGAAGGUUACAUUAAAAAUAUACCUUUUAAAGGUAUGUAGGUUUUUUUUUAAAAUACGUGUUCAUAUUCUCCAUAUGCUUACAUAAGCACUUCCAGUUCUGAUGGUGAGAAAUAUGCAUACUUUUUUUUGUCUGACGCUGUUGCCAUGGUGACUCGUUAUAUCUGCGCUCUAAAGCUUAUUGAAUGUAUCUUCCAGGGUCUUUGUACAAGUAAGAGGCCAUGUUUCUGCUUCAAUCUAAAGUUAAUACAGGAUUCGAAAACCCACAGCAGAAAAUAAAUCCUGCUGUUUAAUGGAAAAAUACAGAAGUAACAAAUCUAUUUCAGGUUUCUGUUCACACACAGUUUCAUUUAGGUGGAUGAUCACUGUUGGUGCUUGAGGUCUUUAAACGUCUGUCACAUGAUAUCGACCUCUCUCGACUUUAUACAUCAUCAUAUCUACUGCAGAGAUGUGGAACGUCUCCAUAUUAAUGUGCCUUUGGAAAGGGAGAUCGUAAUCAAAAUCAUGUCUGAUGGUCAAAUCUCUAGAUAAUUUGUGUGUACACUUUACUUCUGGGUCAAAACGGAUGUAUAAGAAAAUGUGUGUGUGUUCAGAAGAGGUCAACUUCCUUUUUUAUCAGUUUGACACCCAUGCUGUGAGUUUGGAGAUAUUUUGGGUGUAUUGUUUUAUAACAGGAAGUACUUUUGUUUCUCACAAACUGAAGAAGAGAUGAAGAUGCAGCAGUUGGUUCUGAUUCUGCUCGUGCUGUCAGGUGUUUUCACUCAGGACAGUAAAUGGGGUGUGAAAUAUCCUGAUAAACCAAUCUGUGCUGUGAGAGGAUUCAGUGUCUCCAUUAAAUGUAGUUAUUAUUAUCCACAAGGUCAUCAGGUGAUACAAAAACUUUGGUGCUCGAGUAACUUAAACACAUAUAAGUGUGAAGAUGACUAUGUUUAUAACAGCUCAUUAAACACAGAGUCAGACUUUAAGUUCACUGGAGACGACAAAUCAGACUGUACUUUAUUAAUCCACAAUGUACGGUUCAGUUAUUCUGGAGUUUACAGAUUCAGAUUUAUUACUGAUAAGAACAAAUGGACAGGUGAACCUGGAGCGACUCUACAAGUUACAGAUUUAAAGGUGUCACUAAUCAGACUCAGUGGAAACGGAACCCUUAAACAAGGAGACUCCUUAAAUCUGACGUGUGAUGUGAGCUGCACACACACUUCCUCACAGUUUGUGUGGUCUAAGAACAACCAGAGUUUAAAUACAUCAGGACUCGUUCUUCACUUUCCUGCUCUAAACCUGAGGGAUUCUGGGAAUUACACCUGCACUUGGGGAACCGGUGAGACGUCAGGAUCUGAAACCAUCAGCCUUCACGUGGAGGAAAAUCCUGAACACCAGUCAGUCUGGGUCAAUGUUUUGGUGAUCAUCGGAGUGAGUGUCUUCGUCUCAGUCGUCUCAGGAGCUGUGAUACACAACAGGAGGAGGAAAUUUACAGCUCCAGAAGAAAACGUGAGGGAAAAUGGAGAGAAAACACGAACAAAGCCACGGUUCAGCUCUCAGGUUUCUCAUGUUGUUGAGGAAGAAAUGUUGAACAAGGACGAAGUGACUUACUCGUCUGUCCAGUUAAAAACAACCAAAAGUUCACAGCUAAACCGAGAUCCUCAGCCUGAUAAAGAAGUGUUAGAUAAAGGAGGAGACAUUUAUGCAUCUGUGUUGAAGAAACCCAACAAAGCCACCAAACGGUGUGACCACACGGAGCAGCAGAAGGACGAUUCUGUUAUCUACAGCAGUGUGAAAAUGACCUGAUGAUGUUUUCACACCUUAUUCAACUCCAGUGCAGAUGAGUUUUAUUUAGACAUCAUCAUAAAACCUCAUCAUACAUUUUCCCAAUGCAUGUAAUUCUUUAGGAUUUAAGACUUGUUAAUAUCACAGGACAUUUAUUUGCUGUACACAUCCUGUUAAGAAGGGCAUUUAAACUCUUACAUUUUAGUAAUUUUAAGUUACACAAAUGGCUUCAAUUGACUAACCAAACUGAGUAUUUCAUUAAAUCUUUAACAAAAUAUAUAGCAGCUGUCCAGUUAUAAAUCGUCCCAGACGUUGCUUAUAAAGUCGGGCUGUGACAGUAUCGUCCCCAAUAGAGCCAGUGUUAUAUUUAUUACAAAGGAAUCGAUUCUCUAAUUAAGUCUAAAUACGUGUGAUUUCUUCAUUGUAAUUAGGGGUCCAAGCACCAAGGGUGAGUAGGAACCCUGUAGUUAUUCUACCUUUUCUUCUUCCUCUUCUUCUGGCUUGCUAGACUGUUUUAGUUUUCUAUGUGGAGAUGGAUUUAACUGCUCUGGGAUUUUAGACCCUUCUGAAUCCAUCGUGUCAUGAAUCUUUUACAAACAGGACGUAAAGUAUUGUAUAUCCUGUAAAUGACAUGUUGGUAAAGAGCUUUUUCAUCAGCACAGGUACAUCCUGACUGUUUAGAUUAUAUAUGUACUGUAUAUACGCCUGCUAGUCAUGUGACCUUCUAAUGUUCAAGCAUUUUAUUAAAUAUAUGACUUUAUAUAACUUUGAUUUAAUGUUUUAUUAAAUAUAUGAUGUGUAUAAGAGAUAUAAGAUACAUGCUGAGUGC
Tachysurus fulvidraco (yellow catfish) is the source of this 2691-nucleotide messenger RNA. RefSeq lists its product as uncharacterized. The transcript has 8 exons. Bases 807 to 1883 code for a protein of 358 amino acids. NCBI's taxonomy places the organism in Eukaryota, Metazoa, Chordata, Actinopteri, Siluriformes, Bagridae. The record is from RefSeq and is a predicted model, not a curated record.